AUGAGGUUACCCAUCGCAAUUUUUGCCUACGUUGUCAGCUUAGUCCUCGGUGCCAAAGAGGAGGAGAAGGUCUCCGGCCCAGUUGUCGGUAUUGAUCUCGGUACCACCUACUCAUGCGUCGGCAUCUACAAGAACGGCCGUGUCGAGAUCAUCCCCAACGAUCAGGGAAAUCGAAUUACCCCUUCUUACGUCGCCUUUACUGAUGAGGAACGUCUCGUUGGAGAAGCCGCAAAGAACUACGUCGCCAUUGACCCGCAAAAUACCGUGUUUGAUGUCAAGCGACUCAUCGGUCGUCGCUAUUCUGAUAAGACCGUUCAACGCGAUAAGAAACUGUUGCCUUUCAACAUCAUCGAAAAGGGCGGCAAGCCUAUGAUUGAGAUCGCCGUCAAGGGCCAGAAGAAGGCUCUCACUCCUGAGGAGAUCUCCGCCAUGGUGCUGACGAAGAUGAAGGAAGUUGCUGAGAAUUACCUCGGUACUGAAGUGAAGAAUGCAGUGAUCACAGUCCCGGCCUACUUCAACGAUGGUCAGCGUCAAGCUACUAAAGAUGCCGGCACCAUUGCUGGUCUCAAUGUCAUGAGAAUUAUCAACGAGCCCACAGCUGCUGCCAUCGCAUAUGGGCUUGACAAGAAGUCUGAGAAGAACAUCCUUGUGUAUGAUCUUGGCGGCGGUACCUUCGAUGUCUCCCUGUUGACCAUUGAUAAUGGUGUGUUUGAAGUCGUCGCCACUUCUGGUGAUACUCACUUGGGUGGCGAGGAUUUCGAUCAGCGUGUCAUGGACCAUUUCAUCAAGAUCUUCCUCAAGAAACAUAAGAAGGACCUCCGCUCCGACAAACGGUCUCUGGCCAAACUCCGCAGGGAGGUAGAAAAGGCGAAGAGAGCUUUGUCAUCUACUCAUCAAGCUCGUAUCGAGAUCGAAGGCAUCAUAGACGGUAUUGAUUUCUCUGAGACCCUCUCCAGAGCUCGCUUUGAAGAAUUGAACGCUGAUCUGUUCAAGAAUACUCUCACUCCGGUGAAGACAGUCUUGGACGAUUCUGGCUUGAGCAAGAGUCAAAUAGAUGAGGUUGUGCUAGUCGGUGGUUCCACUCGAAUUCCCAAGAUUCAGUCUCUGAUCAAAGACUUCUUCGGUGGAAAGGAGCCCAACCGUGGUAUCAACCCUGACGAGGCCGUGGCCUAUGGUGCUGCCGUCCAGGGUGGUAUCUUGAAGGGUGAGGGCGGCCAAGAUCUUCUAUUGUUGGAUGUCACUCCUCUAUCCCUCGGUAUCGAGACUGUCGGAGGCGUUAUGACGAAGAUCAUCAACCGUAACACUGUCAUCCCCACGAAGAAGUCCCAGGUCUUCUCGACCUAUCAGGACAACCAACCCGCCGUUAACAUUCGGGUCUUCGAGGGAGAGCGUCCUAUGACCAAGGACAAUCACGAACUGGGAAACUUCGAGCUCUCUGGCAUUCCUCCUGCCCCUAGGGGUCAACCUCAGAUCGAGGUCACUUUUGAGAUCGAUGCUAAUGGCAUCAUGAAUGUUCAAGCUGUUGAUAAGGGAACCGGUAAAAAAGAGCAUGUCACCAUCACUAACGAUAAGGGCCGUUUGUCCGAGGACCAGAUUGAGCAGAUGAUUCGUGAUGCCGAGAAGUACGCUGAUGAGGAUAAGAAGACUAAGGAGAGGCUCGACGCGAAGAACGCCUAUGAUAACUACCUACACUCGAUGCGCAGUGCCAUCGAGGGCAGUGGUGGCCAACCUGGUCUCGGUGAGAAGAUGGACGAGGAGGAGAAGGAGCGAGUCCUCGAGGCUGUCAAGGACGGUGAGGAUUGGAUCUCUGUUAACGGCGAGAGCGCUGAUGCUGAUGAGAUCAAGGCCCAACAGAAAGAGACCGAAGGUGUAUGUGCUCCUAUUAUCAGUAAGUAUUACCAAGCUGGCGGUGGUGGCGAGGAUAUGGACGACGAGGAAGAGGACGAUGCUCCCGAUGAGUUGUGAGUCUUUUCUGUCCCUCAUUUAGGAAGA
Messenger RNA from Perkinsus marinus ATCC 50983, 1992 nucleotides. RefSeq names its product heat shock protein,, putative. Gene Ontology annotation, cellular component: membrane; cytoplasm; nucleus. Bases 1 to 1965 code for a protein of 654 amino acids. Lineage: Eukaryota; Perkinsozoa; Perkinsida; Perkinsidae. Gene Ontology annotation, molecular function: ATP hydrolysis activity; heat shock protein binding; misfolded protein binding. The record is from RefSeq and is a predicted model, not a curated record. The transcript has a single exon. Gene Ontology annotation, biological process: cellular response to unfolded protein; protein refolding; endoplasmic reticulum unfolded protein response.